Messenger RNA from Brassica oleracea var. oleracea, 1576 nucleotides. RefSeq names its product DEAD-box ATP-dependent RNA helicase 34. The record is from RefSeq and is a predicted model, not a curated record. The transcript has 5 exons. The coding region runs from base 95 to 1309 and encodes 404 amino acids. Lineage: Eukaryota; Viridiplantae; Streptophyta; Magnoliopsida; Brassicales; Brassicaceae. Gene Ontology annotation, molecular function: mRNA binding; RNA helicase activity; ATP binding. Gene Ontology annotation, cellular component: catalytic step 2 spliceosome; nucleolus.
UGGCGUAACACGUUCCAUCCUCUUCUCCAUCUUCUAACCGUGCUAAACCUCCAAAGUUCUGAGACUUGUCUUGAUUCCGACAGAGAGAAUCACCAUGGCAGCAGCGAAAGGAAGCAGCGACCGGAGAAGUGUAGGAGGAGCGUUGGAUGACGAGAAUCUUGUCUUCGAAACGACCAAAGGGAUCAAACAAAUAGCGAGUUUCGACGAGAUGGGGAUGAAUGAUAAAGUUCUUCGCGGAGUCUACGACUACGGUUUCAAGAAACCUUCUGAGAUUCAGCAGAGAGCUGUGAUGCCUAUCCUCAAAGGACGCGACGUCAUCGCUCAGGCUCAGUCCGGUACGGGCAAAACCUCCAUGAUUGCCAUCUCCGUCUGCCAAAUCGUCAACACUUCCUCCAGAAAGAUUCAAGUGUUGGUCUUGUCUCCAUCAAGGGAACUGGCUUCACAAACAGAGAAGACGAUACAGGCCAUUGGAGUACACACCAGUAUUCAGGCACAUGCCUGCAUCGGUGGUAAGAGCAUUGGAGAAGACAUCAAGAAGCUGGAGCGUGGUGUGCACGCUGUGUCCGGGACGCCUGGUCGAGUCUACGAUAUGAUAAAGAGAGGGAGUUUACAAACCAAAUCCGUCAAGCUUUUGAUCUUGGAUGAAUCAGAUGAAAUGCUGAGCAAAGGUUUGAAAGACCAGAUCUACGACGUUUACAGAUCUCUUCCACACGAUAUUCAGGUUUGCUUGAUAUCUGCUACUCUUCCUCAAGAGAUUCUGGAGAUGACAAAUAAGUUUAUGACGGACCCUGUGAGGAUACUUGUGAAGCGUGACGAGUUGACUCUUGAAGGGAUUAAACAAUAUUACGUUGAUGUUGGGGAAGAAGAGUGGAAGUUCGAUACACUUUGUGAUCUUUAUGGGAGGCUUGUUAUCAAUCAAGCAAUCAUCUUCUGUAACACAAGACAAAAGGUGGAUUGGCUAACUGAGAAGAUGAGGAGUAGUAACUUUAUAGUCUCGUCAAUGCAUGGAGACAAGCGUCAAAAGGAGAGAGACGAAAUCAUGAACCAGUUCCGGUCUUUUAAAAGCCGUGUUUUAAUCGCAUCAGAUGUAUGGGCACGAGGGAUUGAUGUUCAGACAGUUUCUCAUGUCGUAAACUAUGAUGUACCAAAUAACCCGGAGCUUUACAUACAUCGCAUUGGACGAGCUGGUCGGUUUGGGAGGGAAGGUGUUGCGAUUAACUUUGUGAAAAACUCUGACACGAAGACUCUUCGUGACAUUGAGAGGUACUACGGUACUAAAAUCCGGGAGAUGCCUGCUGAUCUUGCCUAAGGAUCUUGCUUCCUUGAAGCUGAGGAGGUUGAAGAAUCUGUGUUAAGGCCAGUUUUGUUCUUUUAACUUUUUGAACCUGUUGGUUUAGGCAUAGCUCUCUCUAUAGACAGUGUGAAUUUAUAUGUAUACCGAAGAAAGUUCCUAUAUUUAGCUAGCAUUUUAGAAAUUGUGAUGCUAGAGUUCGGUUUAGUUCGCAGAAUUGUUGGUUUGGUCUAAAGCCGGUUGAAAUGAUUCACGGCAACGGCUAUUUCAAAGGCUUGUUUACAU